GCUUGUCUGCAGCUUAUGCUCUCUGUAUGCUUGGCUACAACAACGUGACUGUGCUGGAGAAACAUCAUUCGGUUGCUGGCAUGUGCGAGUCAGUUGAUAUUGAAGGGAAGAUUUAUGAUCUUGGAGGGCAAGUUCUCGCCGCUAAUAGUGCUCCCACCAUUUUCCAUUUGGCAAGAGAAGUCGGUUCUGAAAUGGUGGAAAUGGACGGUCAUAAACUUGCAUUGAUUGAUAGCUGCACAGGAAAAUAUCAAGACAAUAAAGUUGCAGAUGAUUAUGUAUCUGUAAUAUCUCUGACCUUAGAACUCCAGGAAAAAGCAAAAGAAUCAGGCCGAAUUGGAGUUCACGCUAUGAGUGACUUGGCUGCUGAUUCAACCACCACAUUUCUUGAAGGCCGUGGAUUCGGAGGCCUUCCUAAGUCUGUUGCUUAUGGUUACACAGCUUCCGGCUAUGGAUUCCCUCAAGACAUGCCUUACGCUUACAUUCAUGAAUUCACCAGAACUUCCAUGGCUGGGAAAAUUAGACGUUUUAAAGGUGGAUAUACAAGUCUGUGGCAGAACAUCAGCAAUUCUUUGCCAGCAAAAGUCCUGUGCAAAACAGAAGUACUGUCAAUCAGUCGCAACCAAUUAGGCAUCAGAGUUAAUGUCAGAAAUAGCAAUGAAGACUAUGAAGCAGUGGAAUUCGAUAAGAUCAUAAUAUCAGGCUCUUUUCCUUUCAGAAAUGGAAGAACAUAUAGAUCACCAUCUAUCAAUUCACCUGUUGAUGAAAAUGAAGCAAUGGAUCUGAGUGAACUGGAAAAGGAGCUGUUUGGCAAAGUACAAACCAUUGAUUACUACACAACCGUUUUGAAGAUUAAAGGACUGGAACAUCUGCCAGUUGGAUUUUAUUACUUCAGAGAAUUCAUGGAAGAUCCUGGAACUAUAGGAAACCCGGUAGCAAUGCAGAGAUUUUAUUCUGAUACUGACAUUUUCCUGUUCUGGUCUUAUGGAAACUCUGCUGAUAUUCAAGGGCCAGCUGUCAGGCAGCUCGCCAUUGAUGCAGUUAAGAGAAUGGGAGGAGAAGUUCAAAAAAUGGUCCUACAGAGACGAUUCAAGUAUUUUCCUCAUGUUGAAAGCCAAGAUAUGAAGGAUGGAUUCUAUGAGAAAAUAGAGAGUAAACUUCAAGGUCAGCAGAACACUUACUAUGUAGGAGGACUAAUGGCUUUUGAGCUGACAGAGAGGAACUCAUCCUAUUCAAUGGCUUUAGUUUGCAAACACUUUGCAAAUAAUGACUCAUUACCAAGAUUUCCAUAUGUGAAGAAACUAUUUCCGCUACUUUCUGACUCCUUAGACAAGAAUCCAAAAGACCUCAAGGAGUCCCAGAAAGCGGUAUUUCCUGAUUUGUCCAGCCUUGAUGGUUAUUUGAAGCACUGGGGCACUCAUAAAAGCAUCCAGAAAAAGAUGCUUUACACUUGGAUAAAUGAAGGGGGAGAUACGGCAAGCCAGAGGACUUAUGAAGAAUUGAAUAAAAAUGCUUCUUGCAUUGCUCAAGGGCUCUUGACCAGCCGGAAGCCAGUUAUCAAGCCUGGAGAUAGGGUCCUCCUGGUUCAUCUUCCAGGCCUGGAUUUUGUAGAUGCCUUCUUUGGGUGUUUAAGGGCAGGAGUGUUACCUGUCCCAGCACUUCCACCUGAUCCAAUGCAAAGAGGAGGACAGGCAUUAUUGAAGAUUGAAAACAUUGCUAAAUCCUGCAAUGCUGUGGCAAUUUUAUCAACUGUCAGUUAUCACGCUGCUGUCAGAGCAGGUUCUGUGAAGAACUUGCUAUCACUAUCUCGAACAAAGGGAAGAUGCUCAGCUCGCUGGCCUAAUCUUCCAUGGAUACAUACAGAUACAUGGAUAAGGAAAUCCAAAGAUAUGCCUCCUCAAGAGGACAUGAAUCACAAUUUUGAACCACAGGCUGAUGAUCUCUGCUUUCUGCAGUUUACCUCGGGGUCAACUGGUGAUGCCAAAGGAGUCAUGAUAACUCAUGGUGGGCUUAUCCAUAAUGUGAAGCUAAUGCGGCAAACAUACAGAAGCACAUCAAACACUGUAUUAGUCAGCUGGCUUCCUCAGUACCAUGACAUGGGACUUAUUGGUGGGCUUUUCACAGCUCUUGUAAGUGGGGGGACUGCAAUUCUAUUUUCGCCCAUGACAUUCAUCAGAAAUCCCCUCCUAUGGCUCGAGGUCAUGAGCAAGUACAGGGCAACUCACAGUGCUGGCCCGAAUUUUGCCUUUGAACUCAUGGUUCGAAAACUAGAAACCAGCAAGGACAAGGCUUGGAAGUAUGACCUUUCAUCCUUGAUUUUUCUGAUGAUUGCAGCUGAGCCAGUAAGGCAGAAAACUCUUAAAAGAUUUCUUGAGCUCACAAGGCCUUUUGGACUUUCACAAAGAGUGAUGGCUCCUGGAUAUGGGUUGGCAGAAAAUUGUGUCUUUGUCAGUUGUGCAUAUGGAGAAGGGAAACCAAUCUUGGUAGAUUGGCAGGGAAGAGUGUGUUGUGGGUAUGUGAACUCAAAUGAUGCAGAUGUUGACAUCAAAAUUGUUGAUCCUGAAAGUGGUGAAGUGCAUACGGAGCCUGGAAAGGAGGGAGAGAUAUGGAUUAGCAGUCCGAGUGCUGGAAUUGGAUAUUGGGGUAGAGAGGAAUUGAGUCAAAGAACAUUCAGCAAUAAGCUUCAGAAUUACCCUGGCAAGGUUUACACAAGAACAGGAGACUUAGGAAGGACUAUUGAUGGGAAUUUGUUUAUCACCGGUAGAAUCAAGGACCUCAUCAUAGUAGCUGGAAGGAAUAUCUAUCCAGCAGAUAUUGAAAAGACUGUUGAGAGCUCAUCUGAACAAUUACGCCCCGGUUGCUGUGCUGUCAUUGGAGUCCCGGAGGAAGUCUUAUCCACGAAAGGGGUGCCAGUGCCUGACCAUUCUGAUCAGGUUGGCUUAGUUGUGAUUGCAGAAGUUAGAGAUGGUAAACCGGUUAGUAAAGACAUUAUAGAGGAAAUUCAGGCCCGUGUUGCACAAGAACAUGGAGUAACUUUGGCUUCUGUUAAACUCAUCAAGCCGAGGACUAUCAGUAAAACAACAUCUGGGAAAAUCAAAAGAUUUGAAUGCCUCCAGCAAUUCACUGAUGGAACACUUACUUUAGUUCCAGAUCCAAUACUGUCCAAACGAAAGUUGCUUCGUUCUUUCACCACAGGCACGUGCAAGGAGGGGAACACACCAAGGUCUCAACUGAAGAUGAAUAUACCUUCACCGACUCCAAGAAUGACUAACAAAGACAUUGAGGAGUUUUUGAAACAACUUGUUUCGGAGCAAACAGGAAUUGCUGUCAACAAGAUCUCUGCAACUGAGAACUUGGUUUCUUAUGGGAUUGACUCUAUUGGAGUAGUGAGGGCAGCUCAAAAGCUUUCCGAUUUUCUUGGUGUGCCAGUUGGAGCAAUCGACAUUUUCACUGCAACCUGCAUUGAGGAAUUAGCUAGCUUCUCAGAGGAUCUAGUCAAGAAGUCUCAACCUCAUCAGAUGACAACAACUUCCAUUGUUCCAGAAUCUGAAACAAUUACCGAUGUGUUCAUGACUGAAGUUUCUACCACAGGUCAAUUUGGUUUCUUGUUAACACAAACCCUUGCACUCAUUUAUGUUGCUUUCAUGUUAGCCCUUCCUGCAUAUUUCUCUAUUUCUGUUUCCAAGAAUAUCAUUUCUACCAGCCAUGAAUUAACUGGCACUAUUCCCUGGGCUGGUUAUCUGAUCUCUCUGGCACUUGCUCCUUUUGCCUGGAUCCUCUGCAUAUUUACCACCUGCUUAAGCAUUGCUUUCUUUGGAAGCUCAUUCCUCCAACCAAACUAUGCCUUAACCCCAGAAAUUUCCAUCCACUCAAUGGAUUUUAUCAAGUGGUGGGCACUAUACAAGGCCCAAGAAGUCUCAUCAAAAGUGAUGGCAGUGCAUCUGAGGGGAACAGUAUUUUUAAAUUACUGGUUUCAGAUGUUUGGCACCAGAAUAGGAUCCUCCGUUUUGCUUGAUACCAUUGAUAUUACUGACCCAGCUCUGGUUUCCAUUGGAGAAGGAGUUGUGUUAGCAGAAGGAGCAUUAGUUCAGAGCCAUGAAGUAAAGCAUGGAAUCCUGAGCUUCCAGGCAAUAAGAAUUGGUAAAAAUUGUGCAGUUGGUCCAUACUCUGUCAUCCAGAAAGGAAGUGUCUUGGUGGAAGGGACAGAGGUACCAGCACUGCAGAAGAACAAAGGCAAACCAAAUUCUAAAUCCAGCAAAUCUAACAGGACUCAGGUUACAGAACAGAAAAAAUUAACUGAUGGAAGUCAAAUGCUUUACCAUUUCAUAGGCAUUUAUGUUGUUGGACUCCUAAGUACUUUGUCAGGUGCUUGCCUUUAUGCAAUCUACAUUUGGAUAACCCAAAGUGCUCCCUCUGUAGAGUACUUUUCACUUCUCUGCAUAUCUGGAGCAUUGCACUGGUUCCCUUUCACCAUUGCUGCAUAUGCCAUCAUUAUUUCCAGCACCUCUUUGAGUCUCAUACAAUUUGCCUUAAAAAAGACAGGAUUCUCUAAGAGCAUGGUUAUGCCACAGAAUAAACAUUGCCUGCCACCUCAGAUUUGCUAA
Molecule: messenger RNA, 4601 nt
Organism: Ipomoea triloba (trilobed morning glory)
Lineage: Eukaryota; Viridiplantae; Streptophyta; Magnoliopsida; Solanales; Convolvulaceae
Exons: 8
Coding region: 27-4601 (1524 amino acids)
Biological process (GO): lipid biosynthetic process
Molecular function (GO): oxidoreductase activity; phosphopantetheine binding
Source: RefSeq, a predicted model, not a curated record